CGGCGGCGGCGCAGGGAGCGCGGGCCCUCCGCGCCGACUCCAUGGACCCAAGGGGCGGCGGCGGCGGCGGCUGAGCGACCCUAGGCUGGCGCGUGAUGAGGAGGGGCCGGCGCCCGACCCCGCUGCACGUCGGAGCUCGCCUGGACCCGGGCGUUGGCACCCGAUGGGCCCUGGCCCCGGGACUCUCCGCUGCUAGCCCCUGUCAUUCCUUCUCCGCUUUUGCUUCUCUACUUUAGCUGGCGUGGGGUCUCCGGCCCCACGGCCCUCUUCCGGGCGUGCCUGGAGGAGUCCUCCCUCCGUGGCGCGCGGGAGCCCAGUGACGCGUCACCCGGCGGGACGGCUGAGCUGCUUCUCUGGGAAACCGUCCCCGCUUCCUCACGACCCUCUCCGCUCCCGCCUGGGUGCCUCUCGGGCCGGCGGUACCCGGAGGCUCGAAGCGACUUCCCGGGGGGCUGGUUCGCACGCACCCUUCCCCUCCGAGGCGGCGCGCGCGCUCCCGACCCCCGCCGCGGCCGGACACACUCGCGUCCCAGUCCGCCUGCCGCCCUCCCGCCUGCUCCCUCCAGUCACCCCACCCUUAGCUGUCCCCGCCACCUUACUCCACCACCCUCCCCCACCGCUCCGCUCACUCCGCGUCCCGGCCUCCGGCUCCCCUCUCCUUUGAACCGCUCACUUCACAGUCCUUCCGCCCCCGGGAAGAAGAAACAUUUUCCGAGGCGCACUCCUCAGCCCUCCCUCCCCACGCGCUCGCCCUCCCCUCCCCCUGCUCUUUCUUGGGGGAGGGGGGCUGUCGCCUUGGAUUGAAGGCCAUUGAUUUGUAUGUAUUUGUCCCAGCGCUGGAGGCUGCCCCAGCCGCCGCGCCGGUGCCGCCACUGCCACUGGAGUUGCCUCACCGCUUCCCUAGGGUGGUUCGGCUCCACCAAACAUGUCGGCUCCUGUCGGGCCCCGGGGCCGCCCGGCUCCCACCCCGGCGGCCUCUCAGCCGCCUCUGCAGCCCGAGAUGCCUGACCUCAGCCACCUCACGGAGGAGGAGAGGAAAAUCAUACUGGCCGUCAUGGAUAGACAGAAGAAAGAAGAGGAGAAGGAGCAGUCCGUACUCAGAAAACUGCAUCAGCAGUUUGAAAUGUAUAAGGAGCAGGUAAAGAAGAUGGGAGAAGAAUCACAGCAACAGCAAGAACAGAAGGGUGAUGCCCCAACCUGUGGAAUCUGCCACAAAACAAAAUUUGCUGAUGGAUGUGGCCAUAACUGUUCAUAUUGCCAAACAAAGUUCUGUGCUCGUUGUGGAGGCCGAGUGUCAUUACGCUCAAACAAGGUUAUGUGGGUAUGUAAUUUGUGCCGAAAACAACAAGAAAUCCUCACUAAAUCAGGAGCAUGGUUUUAUAAUAGUGGAUCUAACACACCACAGCAACCGGAUCAAAAGGUUCUUCGAGGGCUAAGAAAUGAGGAGGCACCUCAGGAGAAGAAAGCAAAACUACAUGAACAGCCCCAGUUCCAAGGACCCUCAGAUGAUUUAUCUGUACCUGCAGUGGAGAAAAGUCGAUCUCAUGGGCUCACAAGACAGGAUUCUAUUAAAAAUGGGUCAGGCGUGAAGCACCACAUUCCCAGUGACAUAGCUUCAGACAGGAAAAGAAGUCCAUCUGUGUCCAGAGAUCAGAGUAGAAGAUACGACCAAAGGGAAGAAAGAGAGGAAUAUUCACACUAUGCUACUUCCGAUAGCGCAAUGCCUAGAUCUCCAUCAGAUUAUGCUGAUAGGCGAUCUCAACAUGAACCUCAGUUUUAUGAAGACUCUGAUCAUUUAAGUUAUAGGGACUCCAACAGGAGAAGUCAUAGGCAUUCCAAAGAAUAUAUUGUAGAUGAUGAGGAUGUGGAAAGCAGAGAUGAAUAUGAAAGACAAAGGAGAGAGGAAGAGUACCAGGCACGCUACCGAAGUGAUCCAAAUUUGGCCCGUUAUCCAGUAAAGCCACAACCCUAUGAAGAACAAAUGCGGAUCCAUGCUGAAGUGUCCCGAGCACGGCAUGAGAGAAGGCAUAGUGAUGUUUCUUUGGCAAAUGCUGACCUAGAUGAUUCCAGGAUUUCUAUGCUAAGGAUGGACCGACCAUCAAGGCAAAGAUCUAUAUCUGAACGUAGAGCUGCCAUGGAAAAUCAGCGAUCUUAUUCAAUGGAAAGAACUCGAGAGACUCAGGGAUCAAGUUCUUAUGCACAAAGGACCACAAACCAUAGUCCUCCUACCCCACGGAGGAGUCCGCUACCCAUAGAUAGACCAGACUUGAGGCGUACUGACUCACUAAGGAAACAGCACCACUUAGAGCCUAGCUCUGCUGUAAGAAAAACAAAACGGGAAAAAAUGGAAACAAUGUUAAGGAAUGAUUCUCUCAGUUCAGACCAGUCAGAGUCAGUGAGACCUCCACCGCCAAAGCCUCAUAAAUCAAAGAAAGGAGGUAAAAUGCGCCAGGUUUCGUUGAGCAGUUCAGAGGAGGAAUUAGCUUCCACACCCGAAUAUACAAGUUGUGAUGAUGUUGAGAUUGAAAGUGAGAGUGUAAGUGAAAAAGGAGACAUGGAUUACAACUGGUUGGAUCAUACGUCUUGGCAUAGCAGUGAGGCAUCCCCAAUGUCUUUGCACCCUGUAACCUGGCAGCCAUCUAAAGAUGGAGAUCGUUUAAUUGGUCGCAUUUUAUUAAAUAAGCGUCUAAAAGAUGGAAGUGUACCUCGAGAUUCAGGAGCAAUGCUUGGCUUGAAGGUCGUAGGAGGAAAGAUGACUGAAUCAGGUCGGCUUUGUGCAUUUAUUACUAAAGUAAAAAAAGGAAGUUUAGCUGAUACAGUAGGACAUCUUAGACCAGGUGAUGAAGUAUUAGAAUGGAAUGGAAGGCUAUUGCAAGGAGCCACAUUUGAGGAAGUAUACAACAUCAUUCUAGAAUCCAAACCUGAACCGCAAGUGGAGCUUGUAGUUUCAAGGCCUAUUGGAGAUAUACCUAGAAUACCUGAUAGCACAUAUGCACAACUGGAGUCCAGUUCUAGCUCCUUCGAGUCUCAAAAAAUGGAUCGUCCUUCUAUUUCUGUUACCUCUCCUAUGAGUCCUGGAAUGUUGCGGGAUGUUCCACAGUUCCUAUCAGGACAACUUUCAAUAAAACUAUGGUUUGACAAGGUUGGUCACCAAUUAAUAGUUACAAUUUUGGGAGCAAAGGAUCUCCCUUCCAGGGAAGAUGGGAGGCCAAGGAAUCCUUAUGUUAAAAUCUACUUUCUUCCAGACAGAAGUGAUAAAAACAAGAGAAGAACUAAAACAGUAAAGAAAACAUUGGAACCCAAAUGGAACCAAACAUUUAUUUAUUCUCCAGUCCACCGAAGAGAAUUUCGGGAACGGAUGCUAGAGAUUACCCUUUGGGAUCAAGCUCGAGUUCGAGAGGAAGAAAGUGAAUUCUUAGGCGAGAUUUUAAUUGAAUUAGAAACAGCGUUAUUAGAUGAUGAGCCACAUUGGUACAAACUUCAGACGCAUGAUAUCUCUUCAUUGCCACUUCCCCACCCUUCUCCAUAUAUGCCGCGAAGACAACUCCAUGGAGAGAGCCCAACAAGGAGGUUACAAAGGUCAAAGAGAAUAAGUGAUAGUGAAGUCUCUGACUAUGAUUGUGAUGAUGGAAUUGGUGUAGUAUCAGAUUAUCGACAUGAUGGUCGAGAUCUUCAAAGCUCAACAUUAUCAGUUCCAGAGCAAGUAAUGUCGUCAAACCAUUGUUCACCAUCAGGGUCUCCUCAUCGAGUAGAUGUUAUAGGAAGGACUAGAUCAUGGUCACCCAGUGUCCCUCCUCCACAAAGUCGGAAUGUGGAACAGGGGCUUCGAGGGACACGCGCUUCUACUGGACAUUAUAACACAAUUAGCCGAAUGGAUAGACAUCGUGUCAUGGAUGACCAUUAUUCUCCAGAUAGAGACAGUCAUUUUCUUACUCUACCUCGCUGCAGAUACAGUCAGAGCAUUGACCAUCAUCACAGGGAUGGCAGGGAUUGUGAAGCAGCAGAUAGACAGCCAUAUCACAGAUCCAGAUCAACAGAACAACAGCCUCUCCUUGAGCGGACCACCACCCGCUCCAGAUCCACUGAACGUCCUGAUACAAACCUCAUGAGGUCGAUGCCUUCAUUAAUGACCGGAAGAUCUGCCCCUCCUUCACCUGCCUUAUCGAGGUCUCAUCCUCGUACUGGGUCUGUCCAGACAAGCCCAUCAAGUACUCCGUUGGCAGGACGAAGGGGCCGGCAGCUUCCACAGCUUCCACCAAAGGGAACAUUGGAGAGAAACAAUGGAGUCAAGGAGAUAGAACCUUAUGAAGAAGAACUGGACUCUACAAGGAGAAGAUAUGCAGGUACUAUGGAUAUAGAGGAGAGAAAUCGCCAAAUGAAAAUUAACAAAUACAAACAGGUAGCCGGAUCAGAUCCCAGACUGGAACAAGAUUACCAUUCGAAGUAUCGAUCAGGAUGGGAUCCUCAUAGAGGGGCAGAUAAUGUUUCUACUAAAUCUUCGGACAGUGAUGUAAGUGAUAUAUCUGCGGUUUCAAGGACUAGUAGUGCUUCUCGUUUCAGCAGCACAAGCUACAUGUCUGUCCAAUCAGAACGGCCAAGAGGAAACAAGAAAAUCAGUGUCUUUACAUCCAAAAUGCAAAGCAGACAAAUGGGCAUAUCAGGGAAGAACAUGACAAAAAGCACCAGCAUCAGUGGAGACAUGUGCUCGCUGGAGAAGAAUGAUGGCAGCCAGUCUGACACUGCAGUGGGCGCCUUGGGCACCAGCAGCAAAAAGCGGCGUUCUAGCAUUGGGGCCAAAAUGGUAGCUAUUGUUGGUCUCUCACGGAAAAGUCGCAGCGCUUCUCAGCUCAGCCAAACGGAAGCAGGAGGCAAAAAACUAAGGAGCACUGUCCAGAGAAGUACAGAAACAGGCCUGGCGGUGGAGAUGAGGAACUGGAUGACUCGACAGGCAAGCCGAGAGUCUACAGACGGCAGCAUGAACAGCUACAGCUCAGAAGGAAAUCUGAUCUUCCCUGGUGUUCGCUUGGCCUCUGAUAGCCAGUUCAGCGAUUUUCUGGACGGCCUUGGCCCUGCUCAGCUAGUGGGACGCCAGACUCUGGCUACACCUGCAAUGGGUGACAUUCAGGUAGGAAUGAUGGACAAAAAGGGACAGUUGGAGGUGGAAAUCAUCCGGGCCCGUGGCCUUGUUGUGAAACCAGGUUCCAAGACACUGCCAGCACCGUAUGUAAAGGUGUAUCUAUUAGAUAAUGGAGUCUGCAUAGCCAAAAAGAAAACAAAAGUGGCAAGAAAAACGCUGGAACCCCUUUACCAGCAGCUAUUAUCUUUCGAAGAGAGUCCACAAGGAAAAGUUUUACAGAUCAUCGUCUGGGGAGAUUAUGGCCGCAUGGAUCACAAAUCUUUUAUGGGAGUGGCCCAGAUACUUUUAGAUGAACUAGAGCUAUCCAAUAUGGUGAUCGGAUGGUUCAAACUUUUCCCUCCGUCCUCCCUAGUAGAUCCAACCUUGGCCCCUCUGACAAGAAGAGCUUCCCAAUCAUCUCUGGAAAGUUCAACUGGACCUUCUUACUCUCGUUCAUAGCAGCUGUAAAACUGUUGUCACAGCAACCAACGUUACAAAAAAAGAAAAAGAAAAAAAAAAAAAAAAGGUCACAGGUUGCAAACCCUGGUAACACUGCAUGCUUAAUGUUGUGUCUUCUGAGCCUGUUUCUAGGGAUACAAAGCGAUCCUGUGUUCUCAGAGGAAGUUGCACACAUUGUGCCCUAAAGAAGGACCUCAGGUGAAAGAACAGAGCUGUGAAGAACUAUCAGGUUUGGAAUGCAAUGAUGCUCGAGUUCUGGUCCAAUCUGAAGCCAUGGAUUAAUCUCAAAGAAUCAGUCAGUUUCAUGCAACAGAAGCCCUUUUCAAUGGCACCUUUAUAUUUUUAGCGUUCCUUUUUCUUCAUUUAUCUGAUCCCAAAGCCCUGAUAUGCCACAGAAAUGGAGCUAUACAACUAUGAAGCUGUGUUACAGGUCAAGGAGUGAAAUCCUAGGAAGUAUCAGGUGAAAAGCUGGAGACCAAAGAAGUGGUCAGGAACAAUUGUCAGCCCUCCUCUGGCCGGGGAUCGGAGCAGUCAGUCCAGCGGGAAGAGCGGUAGACUCUAGCUCCACGGGCACAUCAUUUACUAAUGCCAAUACGUGUUGGACUCUGAAAAACAAAAUUCUGUGGCUACACCGUACUGAAUGAAAUUAAAGAAACUUUUUUUGCAUGGACACAGAUUAGCUGAAUACUUAAAUUAUUUUCUUGGGGCUGCAACUUGCAAAAAAAAAAGAAUAAAAAUCAGCCAUUUUCAACAAUUUAUAUUAUUUUUAAAAAUAAAUUUCACUAGUGCAUGGUUUUAAAAGGAGAGAGAAUGCAACAGGGUGAUACAAAGAUACACCAUGUUUAUUCUUUAAUCAUAGUCUGUGUUUUGGCAGACAUUACAAAUGGAAAUACUUUCUAGAAGAUACUUAAAAUUCUCUUUAUGUGACAAAUAAGUAUAAUAUAUUCAAUUUAUUUCCAUGUUAAAUAUACAAAUCUUAUGAAGUUCAAUAUGUGCAAAUUUUUCACAUCUUUCUUCUCUCAGUUUUCUUCUUCUUCUCCCUCUUUUAAUCUUUUCUUUCUCCCUGCCAGAGUGAACCUUAUACUAAAAAAUUACAAGUUUUGAUCUGAUCCUUGCUUAAACCCCAUGUUUGAUUCAGAGCUGUAGAUGCCUCUGAAUUUGUGAAUUUCUCAAGGGAAAAAUAACUUUAAGAGCUUUCUUUAUUUCAAGCAUGUUGAAAAGGAUUUUACAACAUGACUUGGGAAUCCAUAAAAGUAAGUCAGCAUGUAUUUGACAAAGAAGAUAUUUGAACUUUUGCAGUUUAUUGUACAGUGCAUGGUAAUUUUUUUUCACCUUUAAAAUUCAGUUUACAGGAAAAUUCCAAAAUCAUGUGGCCAUUGUACUUUCUAAUAAAUUUAUUUUUAGCACCAGCAUUAUUCAUACAGGGGUUAAAGUAUUAUUUGUAGAAGGUCUUAGGUUUUGUUUAUUUUUUAAUUAGUUAAAGCAAUUUCUUUAGCCAGUUCCCAUUUACUAUGUGAAUAGAAACACUGCUAAAAAUUGGAAACCCUGAAACACAGGGCUGUUUAUUAAUUCAUUUUUUCUGUAGUAAAAUUCAAUUUUUCACAAAUUAUAUUUCUAAAGAAAUAUAGUAAACAUAAAUUUGCAACAAACAAUUUUAAAGCUCCAGUUUUUAGGUGACUCAAAAAAAGUCAGUAUGCCUAUUAAUAGUUAUUUGAUGCCAUCACCAAAAGUCUACAUGAAAAUCUCCUAAAGUCAAAACCCCUGCCUUUGGUUUUACAGACAGUUAUUACCAUUGGGUGGUGCUGCAAGGUCAAAUUUCUACUAAGUUCCCCUAUUUAGAGGAAGAGUCACUAGUUAUUGUAGUAAACCACCCAUGGUUCUUUAUGCAACUCUGAUAAUACAUUAUAAUAGUUUGAUUUUAAUUUUUUGCAUUAAUUUUAAAAAUCCACAUACAUCUCAUUUGUUUAAAUUGAGGCCAUGCACAAAUUUUUUUUUUUUAGUUCAAUGCUGACCAUUAAAAACUAUCAUGCUUGAUACGGUGCAAAAGUUAAAAUGAGUAUCACUAAAAAUGCCUUCUCUUUAUGUGGUGCAAUAUGAAAUAUACCGAGACCGUGUCUUGACAUUCUGAUGGACCCAGGUAACGUUGUUAAAAGAACAAAUAAAACUAUUAAAAUAAUUUAGACACCUGCGUACCAGCAACAAUUGAUUUAAUAGACCUAUAGUGUCUAUACUGUCCCUUAGAAUAAUGAUUUUCCUGAUACUAACAUGCAGUCACAUAAUCUUUUGUGCAUAUUCCUAUACAAAUUAUUUCUAAUUUUAAUAAGAAGGACAUGACUGUAUGGAAUAUUUGUACAUACUUGUCAUUAUGCAGUAUUUACUUAAAAGUUGGUUUUUUUGUUUGUUUGUUUGUUUUUUAAUUUUCACAUCUGCACCUCUACUUGUGGUUUAGUCAUGUAACUAGCACUAUGCCAGUGACCAUUGUUGGCCUGCAUAUAGUAUGUUUGAAAGUAAAGGGAAUUCCAGUUGGAAAAGAAAGGCAGAUUAGUCCUGUAAUGAACACCAACUAAUGUAAAUCAAAUUCAUUCUGGUGAUGGUAUUUAACACUUUAAAUAAAACAUUUUCUUUACAGA
This is a messenger RNA of Saimiri boliviensis boliviensis (Bolivian squirrel monkey), 8205 nucleotides long. NCBI's taxonomy places the organism in Eukaryota, Metazoa, Chordata, Mammalia, Primates, Cebidae. The record is from RefSeq and is a predicted model, not a curated record.